AUGGAACUACAACCAAGGAUCAAUGGCCAUAGCGUCGUUGGAGUCCACGGGAAGGUUGAAGAGAAGAAUAUGGAUAAGCUCCCUUAUUUGCAGGUAGUAGUGAAGGAAAACCUCCGAUUACACCCUGCAGUUCCAUUACUUCUACCACGGAAUGCAAUGCACGAUUCUAGCUACAUGGGGUAUCAAAUACCCAAGACUACACAAGUGCUUGUGAAUGCAUGGGCAAUCGGGAGAGACCCAGAGUCCUGGGACGACCCCUUGUCUUUCAAGCCCGAGAGGUUUCUGGGCAAGAACAUUGACUACAAAGGGCAACACUUAGAGUUCAUCCCGUUUGGAUCUGGGAGAAGAAUUAAUCCAAUCCGUAGUUGGUUUGGAUUUCACACAGCCAUUGACACGCAGUGCAAUGCCAUGUAUGAUCACACUGAUGCAAUCAAGGCAGGAAGUUUGUUACCAACACCAAAAGCUAGGGCGAAGACCGGUGAAGAGAAUGUCAUUGAUCCGAACCUGUAA
Messenger RNA from Rhododendron vialii, 510 nucleotides. RefSeq names its product iridoid oxidase-like. The coding region runs from base 1 to 510 and encodes 169 amino acids. The transcript has 3 exons. The record is from RefSeq and is a predicted model, not a curated record. Gene Ontology annotation, molecular function: heme binding; iron ion binding; oxidoreductase activity, acting on paired donors, with incorporation or reduction of molecular oxygen. Lineage: Eukaryota; Viridiplantae; Streptophyta; Magnoliopsida; Ericales; Ericaceae.